This is a messenger RNA of Aspergillus tanneri, 702 nucleotides long. RefSeq lists its product as uncharacterized. The transcript is spliced from 2 exons. NCBI's taxonomy places the organism in Eukaryota, Fungi, Ascomycota, Eurotiomycetes, Eurotiales, Aspergillaceae. The record is from RefSeq and is a predicted model, not a curated record. Bases 1 to 702 code for a protein of 233 amino acids.
AUGGCCAAGAAGCAUGGCUUCAAAACAAGCUCUGGUUGGAUCUUUUUCACGACCUUCUCCAUCGUCCAGGUAAUCGGGGGCUGCUGCUACCUGGCCACCCUACACAAUCCCCAGUCGAAAGCUCUUUACAUUGCCUCAAUUGUUUGCAGCUCCAUGGGCAUGUCGCCUUUGACUAUGGCGUGCAUUUCCCUUCUCUCCCGAGCAAAUAGCACCAUUGAGAGUACACACCGCGUCGCUUUUAGCAACUACCUAUUCAAAGCUACCCAUUUAAUCUGCGCCGUUGCCAUGAUCCUCGGCAUCGUCGCGAUGACCGAGAACUCGGACAUCUCGCAGGCGCUUACAAACGAGAAACUUAGAAUCACCUUGAUUCUCUUCCUGCUUGCCUGGAUUGGUCUUUUGCUUCUGCUGGUGCUUGUUGGCUCUCGCUACAUCCACAUCGCCAGAGGCGAGCACCGUCUUCUGCUGGCAGUGGGACUGUCCCUCCCGCCGCUCCUCGUACGUCUGAUCUACUCGUUCAUGAACUCGUUUAGCAACGAUCAGUCAUUUAGCAUGAUUUGGGGUAAUCCGACUGUCAUGUUGUGCAUGAAGACUCUAGAGCAGAUGUUCAUUGUGUUAGUAUGCCUGGGGAUCGGGAUGACACUGUAUCCACGGCCACCAGAUGUCGCAAGUGGGGGGCAUAUCCGGAAUAAACGGGGCUUCUAG